CCUCCUCCUCCAUCCCUCCAUCCUUUCCUGCAUCCCUCCAUCCAUCUCCAGCUUGGCCCACACUCUGCCACCUUCCUGGAUCCCAAGAAGAGCCUCCUUGGUGAAUGUUGGUGGUGCCAAGGAGGAGGGAGAUCCCUUUCUGGAUGCCCCUGGGCAGGCAGCAUGCGCCCCGAGGCAGCCCUGCUGCAGGUGGGCCAGGCCAGGCGAGAUGAGGCGCUGACAGGGAUGAGCCAGGGGACUGUAUCCCAAUGGCGUCCUCACAGCCCCUGGAACUGACAGUCUUGGGGAAUGGCCCAGGGUCCAGCCAGGGAGCCCCAGAAGGGGAAGCUUCCUCAUCAAGGACAGUUCCUAGGUUGGGAAUUGAGAAUGCCUCUUACCAAGGGGAAGAGGAGGAAGAGGAAGAGGCAGAAACAUCCUUCCGGAGCAGCCAAGGCACAGCAAGCAGGAACACAGCGCCUUCAAGGGGGGACUUGUCUCCAAGGUCAGAGGAUGCCGCUUUGUCAGACUCAGCUGGGAACUCCGCAGACUAUGGCUUCAUUUUAGCUCUCGUGUUCUUGGUUGGUGGGAUUUUGCUGGUGAUUGUGGCCUACAGCAUCCCCCGGGAGGUACGGGUCAACCCAGACACUGUCUCCGCCAGGGAGAUGGAGAGGUUGGAGAUGUAUUACGCCCGCCUAGGCUCCCGUUUGGACAAGUGCAUCAUAGCAGGUUUGGGUCUGUUGACUUUGGGUGGGAUGCUUCUUUCUGUUCUCCUGAUGGUGUCCAUCUACAAAGGGGAGCUUUAUCGGAGAAGAACGUUCCCAGCCUCCAGAGUUCCUCGAAAGACGUACGGAUCUAUAAACCUGAGGAUGAGGCAACUUAAUGGAGAAGGGGGACAAAACUUGGUUGAGAAUGAGGUCAUCCAGAUGACAGAUGCUACCAACGUCAGCCAAAGCUGCUAAUCUUUUUGGGUUUUUUUUGGAAAUGGUGGGUCUCAAAGAGCCCUUUCUGCUUAAAAGGUUAACUGAAACAACUGUGGGGUUUUCUCUCUCUUGAGGUUGGAAAAAAAGGUUCAGCAUUCAUAUUUAAGGAUAACUUUGUACCAUGAAGAAAUGAAAGAGAGAUGGAGGGAGGGAGAGAGAGAGAGAGAGAGAGAGAGAGAGAGAAAGCAGUUAUUAGAAUUUCAUCACCUCUAUGGGGGUAAUUUUUGGGCCUAUGACUCUGGAGACCAGGGUUCGAUUCACCGCUCAGCCAUGAAACCUACUGGAUGAAAC
Molecule: messenger RNA, 1250 nt
Organism: Sceloporus undulatus (fence lizard)
Lineage: Eukaryota; Metazoa; Chordata; Lepidosauria; Squamata; Phrynosomatidae
Gene: TMEM74B
Product: transmembrane protein 74B
Exons: 2
Coding region: 249-938 (229 amino acids)
Source: RefSeq, a predicted model, not a curated record